AUGAUGAAAUCAUCAUUGGCAAUCAUGUUUCAGUUGUUCUCUGUCGUUCUGAUGGCUAACAUGGGCCAAAUGAAAUUAGCAGAAGCCAGCGUUAACAGGAUGCUCUCGCAAGCUGCUGAUCAGAACGGCAUUGUUCUUCCUUGCCCGCCCGGCUGUCCGCACAAUCAUACUCAUCCUAAUUGCUGUGACUGUGAUACGACCAAAGGUUCCUGCAACGAGUGUUGCAAAACCAGCACUCCAUUGAUUGUAAGGCGCAACAAACGUCCUUUAUUCCCAGAUGCUGAUCAGAACGGCAUUGUUCUUCCUUGCCCGCCCGGCUGUCCGCACAAUCUUACUCAUCCUAAUUGCUGCGACUGUGAUUUCACCAAAGGUUCCUGCAAGAGGUGUUGCUAAAUUUAAUUCCCUUGAAUUAAUCCUGGCUGCUGUUGCAAUUACGCUUCCCCAAUUAUCAAAGUGCCUAGCUUGUUCUGCUCAGCUCCAAUAGUCAAGUCUGGCCGCUUGUUUUCUAAAUUUGGGUUUCGUUUUGUUUAUGCCUUGUGCCCUCUAAUGUACUAUCAUCAUUAUGUUGUUUUUGUUAUCAACGAAUAAUCUCUAUAUCUACAAGCAAUUUGCAGAUUAAUUUCUCAUCAAAUAAUGCAAUUUAAUUUUCACUUGUA
Molecule: messenger RNA, 656 nt
Organism: Rosa rugosa (rugosa rose)
Lineage: Eukaryota; Viridiplantae; Streptophyta; Magnoliopsida; Rosales; Rosaceae
Exons: 3
Coding region: 1-393 (130 amino acids)
Source: RefSeq, a predicted model, not a curated record